This is a messenger RNA of Exophiala aquamarina CBS 119918, 3282 nucleotides long. RefSeq names its product valyl-tRNA synthetase. Gene Ontology annotation, molecular function: aminoacyl-tRNA deacylase activity; valine-tRNA ligase activity; ATP binding. Gene Ontology annotation, cellular component: cytosol. The record is from RefSeq and is a predicted model, not a curated record. The transcript is spliced from 3 exons. Gene Ontology annotation, biological process: valyl-tRNA aminoacylation. NCBI's taxonomy places the organism in Eukaryota, Fungi, Ascomycota, Eurotiomycetes, Chaetothyriales, Herpotrichiellaceae. The coding region runs from base 1 to 3282 and encodes 1093 amino acids.
AUGGCCUUGAACGCCGCCUCUCACAAUAUUACUGGUGAGCCAACUGGCUCUCCGUCUGGCCCUCCCCCACCUGUGUCCUCUGAAACCACCUCCGCAGUACAAAAUGCAGCCAAAACGGAUUCUCUUGGUCAAAAUGUGCCCGGCAAGGAUCUGCAAGGUAACGAUAAAGGCCAGACUGUGAUAGGAGAAGCUGGGAAGGAGAAAACUGCCAAAGAAAUUGAAAAGGAACGUAAGAAAGCUGAGAAGCUCGCCAAGUUCCAAGAAAAGCAGUCGAAGAAGCAAGCAACUCCGGCCGCUGCACCCAAAGAGGUCAAGGAAAAGAAGGUCAAAAAGCCUGCCGCCGCUGAUGCGUACGAACCCCAAAGGAUCGAAUCGGACAGGUACGAAUGGUGGGAGAGCAGAGGAUACUUCAAGCCCCAAUUCACCAAGGACGGCAAGGUCAAGCCAGAAGGCAAAUUCGUCAUUCCUAUUCCGCCUCCCAAUGUCACAGGCUCCCUCCACAUGGGCCAUGCCUUGACCAACGCCCUGCAAGAUGCAAUGAUUCGCCACGCGAGAAUGAAGGGAAAGACAACCGCUUGGAUCCCUGGUUGUGAUCAUGCUGGUAUUGCAACCCAGACUGUGGUGGAGAAGAUGAUCUACAAGACUGAAGGCAAGACCAGGCACGACCUUGGUCGUCCUGCGCUGCUGGAGAAAAUCUGGGAAUGGAAGCAGAAAUACCAUGGUAACAUCACCAACCAGUUGAAGCGACUCGGUGGUUCUAUGGACUGGAGUCGAGAAGCAUUCACCAUGGAUGAGAAUCUUUCUCUCGCUGUAAGGAAGUCUUUCAUCGACAUGUACGAGGAAGGCAUUAUCUACCGAGCCAACCGCCUGGUAAAUUGGUGUUCAGCCCUCAGUACCUCGCUGUCCAAUCUUGAGGUUGACAACAAGGAAUUGAAGGGUCGAACCAAGUUGAAAGUGCCCGGUUACGACAAGAUGGUCGAGUUCGGAGUGCUUACCUACUUCAAAUAUCCCAUCAGCAAUGGCGAUGACUCGCACAAGACUUCUAGUUCUCCAGACCGGUUCAAGAACCAUGAAUUCAUCGAGAUCGCAACCACUCGACCGGAAACUAUGUUGGGUGAUACAGGUAUUGCUGUACAUCCGAACGAUAAGCGAUAUCAGCACCUUGUUGGCAAAUACGCCAUUCAUCCUUUCCUUCCCAAUCGGAAGAUCAUCAUCUUUGCAGAUGAAGAAGUUGAACAAGAGUUUGGUACAGGUGCUGUGAAAAUCACGCCAGCCCAUGAUCCUAACGAUUUCAACAAGGGCAAGAAGCACAACCUGGAAUUUAUCAACAUUCUUACUGAUGAUGGUCUAAUGAAUGCCAAUGCUGGUCCGUACGAAGGUCACAGGAGGUUCGACGUUCGCUACGAAGUCCUCAGUGCUCUGAAAGAGCUUGGCCUCUACACGAAGCAGGAAGACAACCCAAUGACGAUUCCGAUGUGUCAGAGAAGUAAGGACGUGGUGGAACCAGUGCUCAAGCCGCAAUGGUGGAUGAGAAUGGCCGAACUUGCUCAAGAGGCAGACAAAGCGGUCCUUGAUGGAAAAAUUCUCAUCAGACCUGAGUCAGAAUCACGACGAUUCCAUUAUUGGAUGCAAAACAUUCAAGAUUGGUGUAUCUCUCGACAACUCUGGUGGGGCCAUCGAGCACCAGCCUAUUUCAUCCAGCUGGAAGAUGGGACGAGCGAUGAUGCUGAUGGAAAAUUCUGGGUGUGUGCUUACGAUGAGGCCGAGGCUCGCACGAAAGCCGAGAAGAAGUUUCCUCAUCAGAAGUUCUCCUUACAGUGGGACGAAGAUGUCUUGGAUACAUGGUUCUCGAGUGGAUUGUGGCCCUUCUCCACGUUGGGCUGGCCAAAAGAGACUUCUGACCUUCGCUCGCUCUAUCCUACCGAGGUUUUAGAGACUGGAUGGGAUAUUUUGUUCUUCUGGGUGGCUCGAAUGGUGAUGCUUGGGCUGAAGCUGACUGGUGAUGUCCCUUUUACUGAAGUAUACUGUCAUUCCCUCAUCCGAGACGCCGAGGGACGAAAGAUGUCGAAGUCUUUGGGCAACGUCGUUGAUCCUCUCGACAUUAUUCGUGGCAUCACCCUGGAAAACCUUCACGAAACGCUUUACGCGGGCAAUCUGGACGAAGCUGAAAUUGACCGAGCGAAAGCGUACCAGAAGAGUGCAUUCCCGAAGGGUAUUGAAGAGUGUGGUGCUGAUGCACUGCGAUUUACCUUGGUGAACUACACGACUGGUGGCGGUGACAUUGCAUUUGAUAUUCGAGAGAUUGAAGCGAAGCGUCGAUUCUGUAACAAGAUCUACCAAGCAACCAAUUUCGCUCUUGGAAGACUGGGCGAAAAUUUUGCAGCAGAUGCGACCGCCACUGACAACAAGCCCAAGUCCCUAGCAGAGAAAUGGAUCCUCCAUCGGCUAAAUCAGGCUACAAAAGAGAUCAAUCAAGCGAUGGAGAAACGAGAGUUCUCGGUGGUUGCGGGUACUCUCUAUCAGUAUUGGUUCAAUGUGCUCUGUGACACAUUCAUUGAGAACUCCAAACACAUUCUCACGCCCGAGGCGCCCGAAGAUGAGAGACGCUCGGCUCAGCAGACACUGUAUACUGCACUUGAAGGGGGUCUCUUGUUGAUGCAUCCACUCAUGCCAUUCUUGACCGAGCAUUUAUGGCAGAAGCUCCCUCGUCGCAAGGGUGACAGCACAGAAAGUAUUAUGAUUGCGAAAUACCCCGAGUUCACAGAAGCUCUAGAAAAUCCCAAGGCAGCGGAGGAAUACGAAUUCAUCAUGGAUGUUGCAGCUGGAGGUCGCAGCCUGUUAUCAAACUACGGGUUUAAAGAGCCGGGCGACCUAAUCAUCCAAACCUACUCCGAGUCCGCGUUCAAGACCGCCUCAGCAGAGCGGACAUCGAUCAAAUCACUGGGUGGCAAGUACGCAGGACAAAUCGAGGUUCUCGCACCCAGUACCGACUCGUCGCCUCCUUGCGGUUGCGCCCUCCAGAGCAUCAACGCAGACGCUGCUGUGUAUCUCAAGAUUGCAGGACGGAUAGAUAUCGAGGCAGAGCUCAAGAAACGACAAAAGGGAAUUGAAGAGGCAAAGGCAAAGGUGGAGAAGCAGAAGAAAAUCAUCAGCGGUGCAGGCUGGACCAAGGCGAGCAAGGAGACACAAGCCAAGGAAGAAGAAAAGUUGGCCGAUUCAAAGAGUGAGGUGCAGAGACUGGAAGAGGCGAUCAAAGACCUGGAGAGACUGAAGAUGGAGUAG